UCCGCUCAGCAGUAGCUGUGUCAGUCAGCAAAGCAACAUGCUCCUCUCCAUUCUGCAAGUGACACAUGUGUCAACUGUAUUGAUUCCGACUGGAAUAUAGCCUCAAUUUUAUAUCAAAAGUUUUUGCUACAUCAAGAGGUCAUUCAAUUAUAGAACCUGGUAUAGUUCGUCUAUCCCAAAGAAUUCAGAAGAAUGUCUGAAUUUAUCAAACAAAUCUUUCUAAGAGUCAUUGGUGCUGUAUAUAGUAUUUGGGUUCUACUGAAGAUUUUAAAAGAAUGCUUCACAGUUGGAUUCUCUGAAGUGUUUGCCAAGAAACCAAUUGCCAGACCUGCUUGUCUAGAUGAUACACGUCUAGGUAAUCAUGGAUUUCUUACUUUAACAGAUAUCAAGAUUCAUUAUGUUGCAAGUGGCCCUGAAGAUAAACCUCUGAUGCUAUUUAUCCAUGGAUUUCCAGACUUUUGGUUUUCAUGGAGAUAUCAAAUCACAGAGUUCCAGAAGGAUUACAGAGUUGUUGCUUAUGAUCAAAGAGGUUAUGGUGAAUCUGAAAAGCCAAAGCAUGUUAGAGACAACAGAGUCAAUAAGUUGACUUCAGACUGCAGACAGAUAGUGGAAGCUCUGGGAUACCAGUCCUGUGUUCUAGUGGGUCAUGACUGGGGUGCACUUGUUGCUUGGGAAUGCUGUCGCCUGUUUCCUAAAAUGGUGGAUAGACUAAUUGUUAUUAGUGGACCACCUCCAUUGAUUUUUAAACAAAUAUUUGAAAAUGACAGAGAGCAACAAAAGUUGUCCUGGUAUUGCUUGUUUUUUCUUCUUCCCUACCUGCCCGAGCUUUAUCUAAGAAUGAAGAACUAUGAAGCUUUAGAGAGCUGUUUUGGCAUUAAGAAAACUGGAGGCCUGUGUUUCUCUGGCCCACUUCAUAAGCCCAUGACAACUGAAGAGCUAAAUGCUUACAAAUAUGUAUUUUCUCAGUCAGGUGCCUUAACUUCUGCACUGAACUACUACAGAGCCAUCUUAAGUGAAGUGAUACCAGUACCUCCAGAUUACAAGUACACAGUGCCUUCUCUUUUGCUAUGGGGAUGUUCAGAUAAGUGCCUCACAAAUACUGCUCCGGAUUUAGUUGAAAAGCAAAUUGACAAUGUAACAGUGAAACGUUUCAAGGAUGCUGGGCAUUUUGUUCAGAUGGAUCAGCCAGAUGAAGUCAAUCAAACAAUAAGGAAAUGGCUUAGGGAAUUGAAAUAAAAAGCAAAUUGUCUCAAACACAUAUAAAAAAAACAACUAUAGGGCACCUUAAAAUAAAGGCAUUUAAAAAUUUAAAUAAAGAAUGUAAACAAAAUCUUUUGUUGAUAACACUAAGGCAACUAAGAAACGUAGAAUCUCAUGACACAAUUAUAAAUUAUCAAAGGCCUAAACUGUUGCAAAAAUAUUUACUCAUAUAAAUAACAUUAAUAUUUUGAAACCUUUGAUUUAUUAUGUAUAUUUUCUAUACUAAAACUAUUUCAGUAAAAUUUCCAUCUUUUAAAUUAAAAUCUUUUUUUUUCACCCUACAAAAUAUAUAUUUUGGAUAAUAAAGUUGAAAAAAAAAAAGACAAUAGAAAAUGAAAUUUAUACUGUUAAAUUGGAUUCUGUUAAAGAAUACUUAUUAAACAUGUAUAAAGAAGCCUUUUUAUGCUAAAUCUAUAAUUCAUUUCUUAUUCAUAUUUUAAUUUUUUUUAUUAUAUAUAGGAUUUAAAGUGUGAUCCUGCCGUUGUCUUUUUUGUUUAUAAAGCAUUCAUAUUCAUUCUUUAAUUUUUCUUUCAUUGUUCAUAUUAGAAAUGCCUUAGUUUUCGACUUAAGACUUUUUCUAAUGUUUUUGAGUAAACAUAGUUUACUAAUGUGAA
Molecule: messenger RNA, 1874 nt
Organism: Biomphalaria glabrata
Lineage: Eukaryota; Metazoa; Mollusca; Gastropoda; Planorbidae
Product: epoxide hydrolase 4-like
Exons: 7
Coding region: 193-1236 (347 amino acids)
Molecular function (GO): hydrolase activity
Source: RefSeq, a predicted model, not a curated record